Molecule: messenger RNA, 3916 nt
Organism: Echinops telfairi (small Madagascar hedgehog)
Lineage: Eukaryota; Metazoa; Chordata; Mammalia; Afrosoricida; Tenrecidae
Gene: TFEC
Product: transcription factor EC
Exons: 6
Coding region: 171-890 (239 amino acids)
Biological process (GO): regulation of transcription by RNA polymerase II
Cellular component (GO): nucleus
Molecular function (GO): RNA polymerase II cis-regulatory region sequence-specific DNA binding; DNA-binding transcription factor activity, RNA polymerase II-specific; protein dimerization activity
Source: RefSeq, a predicted model, not a curated record
AGUGCUAAGGGCCUCAGGAGCCGAAGUUUGAAGAAACCACGUGGGGAAAUGUCUCAGCCCACAGGGAAGCAUCGUCAUUUACUCCUCAUUUCACAGCAACUUCAACUUCUUAGUUAUCCGGAAGUAUUUUGGAUGUGUAUAGCAGUGAGCAAGGGAUCGCAGCAGAUAAUAUGGGACUUACAAGUGCUUCCUGUCCAAGCAGUCUCCCAAUGAAGAGAGAAAUUACAGACACCGACACUCGAGCACUGGCCAAGGAGAGACAAAAGAAGGACAACCACAAUCUCAUUGAAAGAAGAAGAAGGUAUAAUAUUAAUUACCGAAUCAAGGAGCUUGGCACUCUUAUUCCAAGGUCUAAUGAUCCUGAUAUGCGCUGGAACAAAGGCACCAUUCUGAAAGCAUCAGUGGAGUACAUCAAGUGGCUGCAAAAGGAACAACAAAGAGCCCGAGAAUUAGAACACAGACAGAAGAAAUUAGAGCAGGCGAACAGGCAGCUUCUUCUCCGGAUUCAGGAACUUGAAAUACAGGCACAUGCACACGGUUUGCCCACCCUGGCUUCUUUUGACCCCCUGGACGUUGGUGCUCACGUCACCAAACAACAGUCCCGUCCUGAGCAGAAUUCAGUAGACUAUUGCCAACAACUGACUCCAUCUCCGAGACCCACCACUCAGCGCUGUGAUCAAGCGCUGGCCUUCUCGGAUCCAUUAUCCCACUUCACGGACUUAUCAUUCAGCGCCGCGUUGAAAGAGGAGCAAAGAUGGAAUGUCAUGUUACUGGAUGACACGUUCUCUCCAUUUGGUACAGAUCCUCUGCUAUCUGCCGCGUCCCCGGCCGUUUCCAAAGAGAGCAGUAGAAGAAGCAGUUUUAGCUCUGAUGAUGGGGAUGAGUUAUAAAGAAAUAAACGGAUUCUCAAGCCAUCAACUGGGAAGCAAGUCUAUGCUGGUGCUAUGCAAUCGUAUUCUGUGUUGGCUAUACACCUUUGGUGUAGUAAUUGUGAAAGGAACAUGUUGUCCAUUAAAAAAAAUGGAUUCAUUAAAAGCCACAGAAAAAUUCCUAAGAAAUAUGAGAAUGAAGACUUACUGAGAAAUAACAAGGAGCUUUUCCUCUUUGGCUACCAUGUCCCAAUGUAUUUAACGUUUGUCUUGCUGGAAAGAAUACAGUGUGAAAAAUUGCUACGUUUUGAUGUCUUCAGAGUAGAAACUUGUUGAUGUCCACAGGCAUCAACCAUGAAAAGCCUAAAUACGGCCAUCGCUAUCUUCUUUAACGUCUAACUCUUACAAGAUCAGUUUUAUUUUCAUUUUUUUUAAGAAUCAAAAUCAAUCUAGUGAUUCAUUAUAUCUCUUUACCAUGUGGUGGACAUGUUGCCUAAAAGUUCAAGUUUAAUAGAGGAAAUAAUUUUUUAGUAGCUUAUAUGUUACACAUGAAAAUUGAAUAUACAUUAGGAAAACAGAAAUGAAAGUUGGAGAGUUACGAACAUUUUCAAGGGAACAAAAUUUAGCCUUUCUUUUAAAGAUAUAAACAGAAUAAUAUGGAGGACUUACAGGGAAAUAAUAUGAACCAACUGAUAAAAGGCAGUUUGAACUUAGCGAGGGUUCUUGAUGGGAUAUUCACUAGAAAUACAUGAGAAACAUCUAUCAAGGAGUUUGGAAAAUUAUAUUGGCCACAGGUUGUUCAGGCAGUUUGUUGCUAGGAGAGACAAAGCUUCAUAUUAUAAUUAUACUACAGGUUACUGAUUUGACAACCUUUCAUGUAGAUUAAACUUGGGGAUAAAUUAAUGGAAAGAAGGUAUACCUACUACUCACUUGGAAAGUAUGUCAUUUCCAGAAAAGUUUGAUGACAAAGUGGGAAAAUAUUAAAACCUUAUGGUAUGAUUGAUACAGAUCUGGAAAAAUGCCCCAAAGAACACAGCCAUUGCAAACUCUAUAAAGGUCGGUUCUAGUCUGAAACAUGGGGUCCCCAUAAGUCAAAAUUGACUGGACAGCAACUGGGUUUUGGUUUGAGCUUACAUCUCAGAAUUAAAAUGAUUUUCACUGCUUGACAUGAGGAAAAAAGUUCUUAGUUUCUCGGACAGUCAUUGAAGAUAGACAGAUGCAUUUCCGUGAAAGAUUAACGACACAAAGCGGUGCUCCAAAAUCAGAGAAAUGUUUAUUUAGCAAACGUUUCAAAUUGUGAUGCUAUUUUUUCUCGGCAUAUCCUUUAUCUAUGUCUACUCAUGUCUAAAAGCAGUGUUUCGGUCUCUCUAACCCUUCCCCCGAAGAAUUCGGCACUCUUUAAUCUAAACCAUUGUUCUCAAGUUUUGGCAACCUUGAGGAAUUCAAACAGCUGUUAAAAUGUUGGUUUUGAGUUUGGGGGAAAAAAAAGUAGUCUGAAGGGGCAAGACAGGUGCUAAAGGUUGUUGUGGUAAGGGACCCCCCCUAUACAACCCCCCCCCCAAAUGAUCAUAGGACCACCCUUGCUACUCUUGAGGAACAGGCAGAUGAGUUGUUCAGUGCAACUUUCUUACUUUUGUCUAAUUGAUACAGCGUUUAGCGUGCUUCACAUUUCUUUCUAAUAGGCCCCCACGAUCUUUGGGUGUCCUUCGAGAAAAUCUAUCAAGAUUACCCUUUUGCGAUCCCCCAAGUAGAUGCCAUCACCUCCUGAGCUGACCUCUCCACACUGAAUUUGUCUUUGAGUUUUCCAACCUUCCCUGAAAGGUUUUAUCUACCUAAAAGCUAUUCUUCUAAGUGGAGCAGCCGUCCUGUAAACUUUUGCAAAGCUUCAAUGAUUUUGGAAGAUCUCCAUUUGCGUUUUGUUAAAAAUUGGCUAUUAGCUCUGACUUCAAAAUCAUUUUAUCCAUGGGACAAAAAAAAAUCCUUUUUUUUUUUGGAUAUGUGAGACUAAGACAAGCGUAUGACUACGAGUCCCUACCUCCAGUCGUCCCCUGACUGCCAGGACAUGUUUAAACACAUUUUGUUUGGAAUAAACUCACUCACUUAUAAACUGGAAUCGUAGUCCCCAUACUUACUGACUUACCUUCUAUCCCUGAGAAGGGACACAAUAGGAUACUUUCUGAGUGUCUUUAAAAGGAUAUUCAUGCUAUAUGUAUCUUUUUCUUUAUUUAAUGAUUUCAUUUUGUGACAUGAGGUGAUUGUGGAAUAGUGAAAAUUAUCAAGAAGGAAUAGAUCUGUUUACUGGGUCCAUGAACAACCUGGAAGUCUAGCUAGAAGCAGAUUUUCAGAGAAGGCUUCCCCCGGGGAUAGUGUCCUUACUGCUGCAUCCUUUUUCCUUCUGUUCAAGUACUAGUCCAUAGCAUGGAUACCUUCUCCGUAUCAGCUGGUCCACAUAAAGGCUAGAUACUUGACACGAGAAGGGUGAACUCUAACCAAGAGUCCUCUUGAGGGGGCACUAAUGUUUGCUACUACUUUGGGAUGUUGAUCGUUGUGGGACCAUUUUAAAAUAGUUCACCGAUUUGUAAAGUCAUCCAAGAGUGGUACAGCGUCCCAGACAAUGAAAUAGACUAAACAAGUCACUGGCAGCGCACCUUGAAUCCCUUAAGACUCAGGUCAAAGUCAUACAUAGACCCUCUCCUCAGAAGAGUACAGCAUCAUCAAUAGGGACACAUAUUUCCAUACGUCCGUAAAGUUUCAGAGCCCUCCUUGGGUCCCAGGUGAAGAAAUCCUGCUUCAAAUCUGUUCCUUCGACUAGCAGGUAUGUUUCUAUCUAGAGACACAUGCAUAAUCAGUGUCAUCUGUGGUGAUGGGGGACAAGAACCGGACUGAGGAAGAAAUCCUAGUCAUCUGAAUAUCAUUAUCUCAUCCCCAUAGUGACGAAGCUGCACUGGAAAGCAAAAUUCUAACAAGAGGCUAAUCGCUAAGAAAGUGGUUACGUCGGACAGGGCAAGAUAUGACAAAAUACCCAUUUAUAAACUAUCAAGGGCUCA